AUGCCAGACUCGGAGAGCCAGUGGAUAUUCACUGAGGAGGAAUUACUCCGUACUCCUUCGGUUCUCGACGGACUCUCGCCUGAAGCAGAGCGCGAACAACGUAGCAAGGGCUGUAAUUUCAUCGUGCAAUUGGGAAUUCAGCUCAGGUUACCACAAGUUACCCUCGCAACAGCCUCCAUGUUCUUACACCGUUUCUACAUGCAAAACUCGCUGAAGAAACACCACUAUUAUGAAACUGCCGCAACUGCUCUUUUUGUCGCAACCAAGGUUGAAGAGAAUAUGCGCAAAUUCGGCGAGCUUGUCGCAGCCUGUGUUCGCGCGGCACAGAAAAAUCACACUAUGCCGGUGCAUCGCGAUGACAAGGAGUUUUGGAAAUGGAAAGAUUGCAUUCUCACAAAGGAGGAUUACCUACUUGAAUCAAUUUGUUUUGAUUUAGAGACUGAACCCCCGUACAGUAUGCUUCUGCUGAUCACCAAACGUCUGGGUGUGCGAGACCGCGAGCUUAUUCGCAUCGCAUGGACCUUCAUAAACGAUUCAACUCUCACCAUGCUAUGUGUGUUAUAUCCAAGCAAAACCAUCGCCGCUGCUGCCCUCUACUGCGCGGCUAAGCAUUGCGAAAGAGAAUUCCCCGAUCACGGUGGGAGGCCAUGGUGGGAUGUGAUUGGAGUUAAGAUUAGGGAUAUCAAGAAAGCCUGCAAUUACAUGGCUAUGAUCUAUGAGAACAAUCCGCUCCGAACUGAAAGCCUGAAGGGGGGAAGAGGCCUAGGGACGACAGCAGCAGGACCGAAGAGGACAGCGGAGACGAGUCGAGGCGAAAAGUUAACGAUGAAAAAUCCCGAUUGUUUGCAUCUUGAGGAUUGA
Morchella importuna is the source of this 861-nucleotide messenger RNA. RefSeq lists its product as uncharacterized. The transcript has 8 exons. Lineage: Eukaryota; Fungi; Ascomycota; Pezizomycetes; Pezizales; Morchellaceae. Gene Ontology annotation, cellular component: nucleus; cyclin/CDK positive transcription elongation factor complex. The coding region runs from base 1 to 861 and encodes 286 amino acids. Gene Ontology annotation, biological process: positive regulation of DNA-templated transcription, elongation; regulation of transcription by RNA polymerase II. The record is from RefSeq and is a predicted model, not a curated record. Gene Ontology annotation, molecular function: cyclin-dependent protein serine/threonine kinase activator activity.